GAACAUUGGCGGUGCAGCAACCAACUUCAUCUUAUUUCUGACUUUGGAGGAGCCCAGUAUGCUUUGCCUGCUCCAACAUAUCCCAUCUGCUUAUUGGGGCACCGGCAGCUUCCUGGCAUGUAUCAUCUUCCUCGUUUCCUUCUCUGGACCAGUUUGUUCUCUUCAGGCUCCUGCAGUGACAACAGGUCUCCACUCAGCGUUUUCGGCCACACAAACCGACUGUGUGGUGGGGGGCAAGCAGAAGGCCGUGACCUUCAACAGGCUCGUGGUCAACAUCGGAGGUGAUUUCAAUCCAGAUACUGGCCACUUCCGCUGUCGCAUCCCCGGGGUUUACUAUUUUUCUUUCAACGUGGGCAAGUUUCCGAAGAAAAUACUUUCUGUUUUCCUGGUGAAGAAUUGGCAAGAGGUCCAGACCAUUGCAUAUGACAGCUACCUCAAAGAAGGACGGAAGGUUCAGAGCCAGAGCAUAAUGAUUGAUUUAAGGCAAAUGGACACAGUGUGGCUGCUUCUACAGCAGACUCCUCAGUAUGCCUUGUACAGCAACGUAGGUCCUUACAUCACCUUCUCUGGUUACCUCGUCUACCCUAACAUCCCAGUGACCAACGACAUCCCCCAUCAACAGCUGCCACCAGGCCUCUUUGAUUCCAACUGUCCUCCUCAGGCCAACCCUCACGUCAGUGGUCAAAUGUUAGUACAGCCACGGUCGGCCUUUUCUGUGGCACGGACGUCCACGCUCGUAGGUCAGACUAAGAGGCAGCAGAAAAAAACACCUCUGACCUUUGACGUGGAGUACGUCAACAUCGGUGGACAUUUUAAUAAAUCUGCCGGCCUCUUCACGUGCUACUUCCCCGGCGCUUACUUUUUUGCGUUCACGGUGGGCAAACACCCUCGUAAGGCUGUUUCUGUGAAGCUGAUGACUGGGAAAGGUGACGUACAGGCCAUGGUGUUUGAUGAGGACAUGUCGAAGAGAAGGGAAAUGCAGAGCCAGAGUUUGCUGCUGUCUCUACGGCGGGGCGAUCAGGUCUGGCUGUACAGUCAGCAGGAUGAACGUUACGCUGUGUACAGUAACCAGGGAAGGUACACCACCUUUUCUGGAUUCCUGGUUUAUCCUGAAGCAUAAGUAACAACAGCUUCAAUUUAUCUAUAAGCUUAAUUCUGUGUCAGGAUAGUGUGUAUAAAAUCAAUGCUUUGAUUAGGAGGAUAUGUAUAUGUAUAUUCCAGGUCCCAGGUGCAUCCAUGAACAAAAUCAUUGAUUGAAUUGCCAAGUGUGUUUUCAUUGUAGUGCUAUGUGUGGCAAAGGCAUGGUG
Messenger RNA from Cynoglossus semilaevis (tongue sole), 1307 nucleotides. RefSeq names its product C1q and TNF related 13 (gene c1qtnf13). Gene Ontology annotation, molecular function: protein binding. NCBI's taxonomy places the organism in Eukaryota, Metazoa, Chordata, Actinopteri, Pleuronectiformes, Cynoglossidae. Bases 59 to 1120 code for a protein of 353 amino acids. The record is from RefSeq and is a predicted model, not a curated record. The transcript has 2 exons.